Messenger RNA from Pichia membranifaciens NRRL Y-2026, 275 nucleotides. RefSeq lists its product as hypothetical. The transcript has a single exon. Lineage: Eukaryota; Fungi; Ascomycota; Pichiomycetes; Pichiales; Pichiaceae. The coding region runs from base 51 to 224 and encodes 57 amino acids. The record is from RefSeq and is a predicted model, not a curated record.
GACUACUCCUUCGGUUGUGGUACUGGCGGUCAGUUUGACUUACCCGAAUUAUGCUGGAGCGGCAACAAUUGUGGAAGCUCCACCACUGGGUCUUCUUCGACCACUUCAUUGACCACCCCACCUACUCCAUCGACUUCUCCAUCCACCACUCCGUCUGGUUCAUCUACUACUACCCCAUCGACCGUUCCAUCGACGACUCCAUCUGGAUCAUCAUCCACCACUAAGCCAUCGACUGCUCCAUCUGGAUCAUCAUCGACGACUCCAUCUGGAUCAUC